ACUUUUCCAUUUACUCUUUGUAUUUUUAUCCAUUUCAGAUUGGUUUAGUAGCAAUAAUACGCGCCUUCAUAGCUUAUUUCUCUCUUAAUUUUUUCAUUUAGGGUCUGGUAUUUCUCUCUAGUUGUUUUUUUUUUGGUCCGUAUAAAGGGUUCGAGGCAUCUAGUGGUAAAUAUCAUUGUAAAGCUUCUUAAAAUGUUCAAGCAAAGUCUGAAUGUUGGCUAUCAUGGCAAUGCUGGAAGCAUAGAAUUAGAAGAAAGUGGGUGGAGCAUUGGGGAAUGUUACAUAUUUAUGUUGUCUUGAUUUACUGGGGUUUCUGUAUUUCGUGGACACUCAUUUUCUUCAUUUUUUAUUGUUUUGGCAUUUGGUUUCACUUGUGGUAUUGGUGGAAGGGGUGUGAGAGAGAAGUUGCUGAUGCUGCCAAGGGUAGUUCGGAGGAACAGAAGAGCGAAAGCAUCAUGCGACUUUCAUGGGCGCUUGUUCACUCUAGGCAAGCUGAAGAUGUGCAGCGUGGGAUAGCUAUGCUUGAAGCAUCAUUGGCCAAUAGCAGCUCUCCGUUGCAGCAGAGGGAGAAAAUUUACCUUCUAGCCGUUGGAUAUUACAGAACUGGUGAAUUCUCAAGGAGUCGACAACUUGUGGAGCAGUGUCUGGAGAUUGCACCUGAUUGGAGGCAAGCUCUAGUCCUUAAGAAAGCAGUUGAGGAGCGCAUUGCUAAAGAUGGUGUUAUUGGAAUUGGCAUCACUGCUACUGCUCUGGGGCUUAUCGCCGGUGGAAUUGCCGCAGCUUUGACUCGCAGGCACUGAUUGAUUAAAACCAAAAUUAUACAUUUGUCCAUACUGUUCAUAUCCUUGAGAUUUUGCGCCUCUCCCCUUUGCAGGUUUUCCCCGAAAUUUGUUUUGAAUAAUUUACAACAGUAAAGUUUUAGCAUCUGUUGGGUAGAUUCUUCCAAUGGAUGGUUUUUCCCUUCUUCUAGAAAUGAUAUUUCCAUUAUGAAAUAUGACAAGACACCAUCCUUGUGAAAAUAAAAAUUAAUUAUUGAUGGCA
Molecule: messenger RNA, 1041 nt
Organism: Gossypium raimondii (Peruvian cotton)
Lineage: Eukaryota; Viridiplantae; Streptophyta; Magnoliopsida; Malvales; Malvaceae
Product: mitochondrial fission 1 protein A
Exons: 4
Coding region: 276-800 (174 amino acids)
Biological process (GO): autophagy of mitochondrion; peroxisome fission; mitochondrial fission
Cellular component (GO): peroxisomal membrane; mitochondrial outer membrane
Molecular function (GO): protein binding
Source: RefSeq, a predicted model, not a curated record